Amyelois transitella is the source of this 1363-nucleotide messenger RNA. It is a transcript of the gene RpLP0, whose product is annotated as large ribosomal subunit protein uL10. Gene Ontology annotation, cellular component: cytosolic large ribosomal subunit. Bases 185 to 1135 code for a protein of 316 amino acids. The record is from RefSeq and is a predicted model, not a curated record. The transcript has 7 exons. Lineage: Eukaryota; Metazoa; Arthropoda; Insecta; Lepidoptera; Pyralidae. Gene Ontology annotation, molecular function: large ribosomal subunit rRNA binding; structural constituent of ribosome. Gene Ontology annotation, biological process: ribosomal large subunit assembly; ribosome biogenesis; cytoplasmic translation.
CUUGAAAGCCCUAGUCCUAGCCGAAACAAAUUAUGUGUCAAUGUCACACAUGAAACUGACUGUCACUCAAGGUUAAAAAGCGAGGCUUGAUUUUAAAAUCCGCCAUUUUAAAUUUGUCCCGCACAGUGAUAUGUGCGUUUGGUCUUGUCCUUAAAUUUCUUCGAAGUCCCUUUCUCACGUCAAGAUGGUUAGGGAGGACAAGGCUACCUGGAAGUCAAACUACUUCACCAAGAUAAUCCAACUCCUAGACGAGUACCCAAAAUGUUUCAUUGUGGGUGCGGACAAUGUGGGCUCCCAGCAGAUGCAGCAGAUCCGCAUCUCCCUCCGCGGCAGCAGCAUCGUGCUGAUGGGCAAGAACACCAUGAUGCGUAAAGCCAUCAAGGACCACUUGGAGACCAACCCAGCUCUGGAGAAGCUGCUCCCUCACAUCAAGGGAAAUGUUGGCUUCGUUUUCACCCGUGGAGACCUUGUGGAAGUCCGUGACAAGCUGCUUGAGAACAAGGUGCGUGCCCCGGCGCGUCCCGGAGCCAUUGCCCCACUGGCUGUGGUGAUCCCCGCUCACAACACUGGUCUCGGACCCGAGAAGACUUCUUUCUUCCAGGCUCUUUCCAUCCCCACCAAGAUUUCCAAGGGUUCCAUUGAAAUCAUCAACGAUGUGCCCAUCCUGAAGCCGGGAGACAAGGUCGGAGCCUCCGAAGCCACUCUCCUCAACAUGUUGAACAUCUCUCCCUUCUCGUACGGUCUGGUUGUCAAACAGGUGUACGACUCUGGCACCAUCUUCGCGCCGGCCAUCCUGGACAUCAAGCCGGAAGACCUCCGCGCCAAGUUCAUGGAGGGUGUGGCCAACGUGGCCGCAGUCUCGCUGAAGAUCGGGUACCCCACCCUGGCGUCCGCGCCGCAUUCCAUCGCCAACGGAUUCAAGAACUUGCUCGCCAUCGCAGCAGUUACAGAGGUUGAGUUCAAGGAAGCGGAGACUAUUAAGGAGUACAUCAAGGACCCAAGCAAAUUCGCGGCUGUGGUUGCAGCAGCUGCGCCGGCCGCCGCUGCGCCUGCGGCUGAGAAGAAAGAAGAGAAGAAGGAGGAGAAAGAGGAGCCCGAGAGCGAUGACGAUAUGGGCUUCGGGCUCUUUGACUAAGUCCACCGCAUCAGAACUGGAUAAAUCCGGUUAUUCGGAUCUGUCCAUCUACGAAAAACUAGAUUAUUCUUGUUUACACGUGAUUGAACAGGUCCGGAAAGCCUGGAUGGUUCUAGCCUUUGUUGUCGGCAUCACAAUGUUGAGGCCCUCAGCGCCGCCGGGUUGGACGCCCGCAUGGCGGCCGAUGUGUCUUACAUUUGUGUACUUGUCAAUAAAUGUUCAAAAAUA